This is a messenger RNA of Colletotrichum lupini, 1452 nucleotides long. RefSeq lists its product as uncharacterized. The record is from RefSeq and is a predicted model, not a curated record. The transcript has 3 exons. NCBI's taxonomy places the organism in Eukaryota, Fungi, Ascomycota, Sordariomycetes, Glomerellales, Glomerellaceae. Bases 1 to 1452 code for a protein of 483 amino acids.
AUGCCACCCUGGUUCGAUUGCGGCAAGCAGGUCAAGUCUGAAGAAGAGGAUGACAUCGUCAUGAUGAUUCCAAGCGAGGCCCCCCCUGAGAAUCUUCCUCGCGGCGGUAGGCGCGAGCGCGACGCUAUCGCAGUCAUUGGAAGGAACAUACUUCAUCCCGAGCCAAACCAAGAUGGUCAGACUCCGCCAGACUUAACCCCGAAUCUUUACGAGAGGGAAUCUCAGCAUCUCACAGAUUUCACAGGAACAAAUAUGGCUGUUCCUUCUCGAGAGUGGCGGGCCCAAAAUGAAAGCGUCUCCAGUGCUCAAUUCCAGAGCCAAACCAAGCGGCCCCGUCUCACCGCGGACGGUGUUUUACGAGAAGCUACUGAGACUCAGCGACUCCGGGACAAGAAUUUUCGUCUUGAAAAACAUCUGGAGGAACAAAUGACGGAGAACUCGAAUCUCCAAGCCUUCGCAGCAAGUGCCAAGAAAGAAGUCGACGACACCAAGACGAAGCUGGACAGCUUGAAGAAGGCCUACAAUCGCGACAUACGAUCAAUGCAGCAUCAGAUUCGGGAGCUUAACGGACAGAUUCACGGACUCAAAGGGCGCAUUAUUUCAUAUGAGACCCAGAAAUCAAGCAAUCAAGCAAUCGCCAAUUCGAACAAGGUGUCGGACGACGCGAUCAAAUCUUGUUGGAAACGAAUGGCCUACAACAUCCAGAACAUCGCGGCAUUGUAUCUCACUGCCUGCCCUCGAGAAAAAGACAUCUUUCGACACGGCCACAGUGAGAAGUCUUGUGCCGUUUGUCACAUGGAUCGUGCACACUUCAUGCUUCUCAACAAUGAAGAUUUGAGAGACAGCGUGGUAGAAGGAUACAUUUGGCGCGCGGUCAUCCGCCACUUCUUCGGAUCCGGCGGACCGGAGAACUAUGGAAAGAGCUGGGCUGGUCGACCAGGGCAGCUUUUCACUGCCCUGUUUCACGAUUUAUUAGCUCAUCCUGCAGCGAAUGCAGACCCAUCGGAGAUCCAUAGGUGGAAAGCAGACUCUGGACGCAUGAUCGAUCGGAUGAUCGGUGUCGAUCAGGUCGAGAUGCAAGAAGUCAUAUAUGCCGAGUUCCAAGGACUCGUCAAAUUUAUUCCUCGGGAUCGCUCUGAUCGUAAGGCUCAGAAAAUCCAACUAUAUAAAGAUCUCGAAAAGAUCUUCAAGGAUGCAGUCGAGCUACACCGAGUCUUCAUGAGGUCCAGAGCCCAUUUCUACGUCGAUUGGACCGAGACGUUAUCCACUACUGGAGAUGUCACUCACUACCACCCGGACUUGCAUGAGGCUGAGGUCUACGAGAAGGAUCUGGAUGAUUCGAGCAUUGUGAAGUUCGUCAUUUCCCCCAGUUUGAUGAAGAUUGGCAACGCCGAUGGCGACAGCUAUGACAAGCGCAGUCGCUUGAUCAAGGCCUCUGUCAUUUGCGAUUAG